Molecule: messenger RNA, 1966 nt
Organism: Capsicum annuum
Lineage: Eukaryota; Viridiplantae; Streptophyta; Magnoliopsida; Solanales; Solanaceae
Product: protein EXPRESSION OF TERPENOIDS 1
Exons: 2
Coding region: 674-1720 (348 amino acids)
Biological process (GO): positive regulation of DNA-templated transcription
Cellular component (GO): nucleus
Molecular function (GO): DNA-binding transcription factor activity; DNA binding
Source: RefSeq, a predicted model, not a curated record
AAAAGCACAUAAGAUCACUUUAAUUACAACCACCGAUAGAUUUUUAAGUGCGAGUUAAAGAGAGUUGUAUAGAGAGAGAAAUGAUAGUGGGAGGGAGGGGCUGCUCAAAUUAGCGUUUUGUGUUUUUGCAGAAGAGAAAGGAGAGAGAGAAAGAGAGAGAGAGACGUUUGGUGCUUUUUUGGCCAUGGCGGCGUUGCAGAGAGUUGUUGUAUGUCUAUCUCUUUAAUGCUUCCCAAAUACAAGCCACAUAAUAGAAGCCUAAAAAGCUAAAACAAAGGAAGGACUUCUUCCCUUCCUUUCGAUCUAUCUCUCUCUAUCUACAAAAGUCUUCCCUUCACCCUUUGUCUGUCCAAGAAAAUUUUACAAAAAAGCUGCAACUUUUAUCUAUUAGCCGCUACCAAAUGCUCUCUUCCACUCACUGUUGCUGUCACGCGCUUAUAUAGUACAGACAAGAACUGUAUUAUUAUUAUUUCUUUAUUUUUUUUAAAAAAAAAAACAAAAAAAAUAAAAUGUUUUUAUUCUUUUCUUUUAUUGUACUCACAAAUCAAGAAAAAGUGAAGGGGAGAUAGGUACCCAUAUCAUUCUGGGGUCAUAAUCAAAGCCAGUGUUCGUGAUCUGCUAUGGAUUGUCAGUCACAAUUGAAUUUUGGAAAAGGCUUAAAGGAGGCAACAAAAUGGCUGGCUUCUUUUCACUAGGUGGAGGAGCAGCUGCAGCAAGUAGCAGCCAAGACCACCAAGACAGCACCAAUAAUCCCAACACUGAAAUUACUCCUGAAAGUAAUUGGUUUUUGUACAGAAAUGAUCAAGAAUUGCCCACUACCUACAGAGGCUUCGAGCUAUGGCAACCUAGUAAUUCCCAGCCCCAGAUUCGCCACCCAAUUAAUCCUCUUCAAGAUCUUUAUCCCACUGCGGCCGUUGGAUUAGGUAUCGGGCCGAGCCACAGCAGCGGCCUUGUGGCUCGGCCCGAUCAUAACCCUUCCUCCGGAGGAUCGGGUUUGGUGAUGAUGAGGAGUGGGGGAGGGGGAAUUAGCUGCCAAGACUGUGGAAACCAAGCGAAGAAAGAUUGUCAACACAUGAGAUGUAGGACUUGUUGCAAGAGUCGAGGCUUUCAGUGCCAAACCCAUGUGAGAAGCACUUGGGUUCCAGCUGCUAAAAGGAGAGAAAGGCAAAACCAACUUGCUACUUUACAGCACCAUCAAGAAGAAGAACAACAUCAGCAACAGCAGCAGCAGGAAACACGGCAGCUACACAGAGAUAACCCCAAAAGGCUAAGAGAGGAUCCGAGUGCGUCAUCUCUUGUUUGCACUCGUAUAUUACCUUCCAGUACUUCUGGGUUAGAAGUGGGGAACUUUCCAGCAAAAGUAACUUCAAAUGCCGUAUUUCACUGCGUUCGAAUGAGCUCCGUUGACGAUGCCGAGGAUCAAUUUGCAUAUCAAACAGCUGUGAACAUUGGUGGACAUGUAUUUAAGGGAAUUCUAUAUGAUCAAGGUCCUGAGAACCAGUACAUGGCUGCUGGUGAAAGCUCAUCUGGUGGCGGAAGUGCUAGUCACCAGCAUAACCUUAUAGGUGCUGCAGGCACCUCCACGUCAGCUGCUACGAGUGGUGGUGGCGGUGCUGCUGCAGCACCUGAAGGCUCGAGUUAUCUGGAUCCUUCAUUAUAUCCAGCUCCUCUCAACACUUUCAUGGCUGGUACGCAAUUCUUUCCACCUCCAAGAUCUUGAUGAGCUUCAAAUAUUCUUCUAUACACCGAAAAAUUGACACUUAGACUUUUCACUCUGUAAUGGGAUACAGUUAUGUUAGUAAUAGUCGUUAAGGUUGAAAAUUUCUAGGGGGGAAUAGGAGCAGAUUCAAAGAAAGGAGGAAAUUGAGGGGAUGGUGUUUAGUUUUCAGUUCUAAUUUCAAGCAUAAUUGAAUUAUUUUAAUUAAUUCUCUUGGAAUGUCUUAUAAAGUUUCUUCCUUUGAGAUAA